Molecule: messenger RNA, 1713 nt
Organism: Lampris incognitus (smalleye Pacific opah)
Lineage: Eukaryota; Metazoa; Chordata; Actinopteri; Lampriformes; Lampridae
Product: mastermind-like protein 3
Exons: 2
Biological process (GO): positive regulation of transcription of Notch receptor target
Cellular component (GO): nucleoplasm
Molecular function (GO): transcription coactivator activity
Source: RefSeq, a predicted model, not a curated record
CUCUUACAGCUCCAGGAAACUGUAAAGAGAAAACUGGACAUUGCAAGAUCGCCGCUCAAUGGCGACCAAAAUGGCAUAUGUGACGGGGGAAACUACUCUCCGACCACCAAGAGACUACGGAAAGAGGUCACUGGUGGUUUGGAUUCACUAACUUGCCUCCCUGGCAACAACAACAAUGUCCCACCCAUUUCUCCACUACAUCACCAAAUGGACAUCAAGCCCUUACUUAGCGGGCCCAAUGCUUCCACAGGCAACAACACCACAAACAACAACAAUGGCAACCAUGUAACAGGUCGAGCACAGGAUGAGCUAGGCAAAAACGGCGGUAGCCAUAUACCGGACAUCAAGCUGAAUGGCUCGCUGGACCUGGAGGAUGGCUUUAGCCUCCUCAAAGACCUGAAACAAGAGCCUCUAGACGAUGGGGGCGCGAUGGAGUCCACGGACCCUCAGUCUCUGUCCAACCAGAACAAGCUGUUCUCCGACAUCAACCUCAAUGACCAGGAGUGGCAGGAGCUGAUAGAUGAACUGGCCAACACUGUGCCUGAGGACGACAUGCAUGACCUCUUCAACGAGGACUUUGAGGAUAAGAAAGAGGCAGAGUUCAGCAGGCCGGCAAACAAUCAGACACCAGGACCACAGGAGGCGGCGGGGAAUACAACAGCACCAGGAGGUGGGGCGGCACCAACAGCAGCCCUGCCUCCACCCCCUCCUCAGCCUCCACAGGGAGUCCCGCAGGUUCCCAUGGGCUCGCCACAGGUCCGACCAUCAUCCUCAGGUCCUCAGUUUGCCACCGCCGCCAAUGGAACGCCUCCCCAACAGCCUUUGCAGCAGUCUCCAGCAGUCGCCAUGGCGUCAGGCUCUCCGCUGCAUAACUGUGUGGCUCGGUCCCCGCAGACCCCCUCCCAAACGCAAGCUGCAUCCAGGCCUGGGAAUGGAUUUAUGAUGAACCCAGGCCCUGGGGUGAGUCAGGCAGGCACAGGUCCUGGUGGGGCUGGGGUGCCCACUGGAGCACAGCAGGUGGGACCAGUAACCCCUGAACUCUCCCCAGCAGAGCAGCUGAAAGCCAUGGCUGCUCAGCAACGUGCAAAGCUGAUGCAGCAGAAACAACAGCAACAAGCAGCAAACUGGUCCCCAGCUGGUGCUCCAACCAGCCCCUAUGGCUCAGCUCCCUUUAACCAAGACAAACCUAACAGCCCCAUGAUGUACCCACCGCAAGCCUUUAACGCAACACAGGGCCCCCUAGUGGCUGGUAUGACCCCUAACAAUGGGCCCAAAGCUCCUAUGAACAACUACCUCCCUCAGAACCACAACCACAUGGGCAUGAUGGCCCAGCAACAACAACAGCCAAACAGCAUGGGCCAGAAUGCCCUUUCUAAACAACAGCAACAACAACAGCAACAACAACAGACAGCGGCCAUGUUGUCCUACAACAACACUAAACCGCUCAGUCACUUUAGUGGUGCUGGAGUUGAUCACAUGGGCCAGAGGAUGACGCCACCUAUGGGAGGGGCAAACCAGGUCAAGAACCCCAUGAUGCCUCCCUAUAUGGGUGGAGGAGGAAGUGGAGGUCAGGGAGCGGGACCAGGCCAGACCCAGGGGCCAAUUCCAGGGCAGACAGCUCAUCUCAGUGAGGAGCAGAAGAGGAUGUUGCUGAUGAAGCAGAAGGUGCUUAACCAGAACAUGCCAUAUAGCACCAUGCAGCCACAUGGACAG